Molecule: messenger RNA, 2103 nt
Organism: Penicillium daleae
Lineage: Eukaryota; Fungi; Ascomycota; Eurotiomycetes; Eurotiales; Aspergillaceae
Product: 6-phosphofructo-2-kinase PFK26
Exons: 2
Coding region: 1-2103 (700 amino acids)
Biological process (GO): fructose metabolic process; fructose 2,6-bisphosphate metabolic process
Cellular component (GO): cytosol
Molecular function (GO): ATP binding; 6-phosphofructo-2-kinase activity
Source: RefSeq, a predicted model, not a curated record
AUGACGUCGGCCACCUCGCCUGAUCUCACAAGCCUGGGCGAUCAAAGAAUUAUGAACCAGCGGCCCAACGACAUCGGUUCGCACGGAGCUAGUCUCGGCUCGGGAAAAGAAGGAGCUCUGAUGCCUCCUCCGAAGACUGUGGUCGGCAGAGCGCUAGGGAAUGACCUGCAUUCCGAUGCCCACAGAACCUCUCAGCCGCCCAAGGGCGGAGUCGGAACCGCGCUGACGGACACUCCGAUUUCUACCGCUCCCCCGUCUCCACAGAUCAACGGUCUCUCUACCGCCAGUACUCCCAGCCGAGUCCGGGCAACUACUCUUGAUAUUCCCGGCUUGACCAAGUCCAAGGUCUCCCCGGAUGGACGCAUCGCUCAGCGCGAUGUCGGCUCCAAGCUGGUUAUUGUCAUGGUCGGUCUGCCGGCUCGAGGCAAGAGUUACAUCACCAAGAAGCUGGCUCGAUACCUGAACUGGCUUCAGCAUGAUACCGAGAUCUUCAACGUUGGUGAGCGUCGUCGUGUGGCCGCUGGCAAGUCCCCCUCGCCGGCCAAGCCUGGACGUCCCUUGGAGAAACGCGCGAGCAAUGUCCACAAGGAUCUCGUGGACUCUGUGCGCCGACUGAGUGUCAGCGUUGGAACGAUGAAUCAGAACGAAUCUUCUCCAGAGAACAUUUCACCACCCAACGACGCUGCUCUGCCGCCUCCCGUGGUUCCAACCAAGAUUCUCAUCAACGGACAAGACCCUGGAUCCUCCAUCUCCCAGAACGAAAGCACCGUCAUUCCUUCUGCCGAUGCAGGUGAUGGCCAGUCUACUGGCAAUGAAGAGGUUAUCAAGGAAGCCUCCCCAGAACCCAUGGAUCAGUCCGCAAACUUCUUCGACCCCCAGAACCAGCGUGCUGUCAAGCUCCGUGAGCAAGUGGCCCUGGAUACCCUCGACGAGCUGCUCGAGUACAUUCUCGAGGAAGGCGGUAGCGUUGGCAUCCUUGAUGCCACAAACAGCACCAUGGAACGUCGCAAGGCUAUUGUCGACCAUAUUCGCCAGCGUGCUGGCCCCGAGCUGGGCAUUCUGUUCCUUGAGAGCAGCUGUGUGGACAAGAACCUUUUGGAGGCUAACAUGCGCCUGAAGCUUUCCGGUCCCGACUACAAGGGUCAAGAUCCAGUCACGGCUCUGGAAGACUUCAAGAAGCGCGUGGCUCUGUACGAAAAUUCUUACGUUCCACUCGGCGAGUACGAGGAGAAGCACGACAUGGCCUACAUUCAAAUGAUUGAUGUCGGCCGCAAGAUCGUCUCGCACCAGACUCACGGCUUCCUUUCUUCUCAAGUCGUCUAUUACUUGCUCAACUUCAACCUUUCUCCGCGCCAGAUCUGGAUCACUCGCCACGGCGAGAGCCUGGACGACGAAGCCGGCCGUAUUGGCGGUGACUCUGACCUUAGCGAGAAUGGCAAGCGCUACGCAGAGGCCCUGGCUCGCUUUAUCGACCACCAGCGGAAGCAAUGGGAGCUUUACCAGCGCCAGAAGAACCUGAUCAAGCACUUCCCGCCUCGCCCUGGUGACAGCACCCCUCCCAAUCCGUCGUACAUUCCUCGCGAUCGCCCACGCAACUUUUGUGUGUGGUCUUCUAUGAUGAAGCGUGCCGUUCAGACGGUGGAGCACUUCAAUGAGGACGACUACGAUGUCAAGGAGAUGCGCAUGCUCGACGAGCUCCACUCCGGAAAGAUGGAGGGCAUGACCUACAAGGAGAUUCAGGAGCAGUAUCCCGAGGAGUAUGCCCACCGCAAGAAGGACAAGCUCUUCUACCGUUACCCUGGUCCUGGCGGAGAAAGCUAUUUGGACAUUAUCAACCGUCUUCGAGCCGUUAUUGUUGAGGUUGAGCGCACCACCGACCACGUCCUUCUGGUCAGCCACCGAUCCACUGCCCGCGUCCUCCUUUCGUACUUCCGCGGCUUGAAGCGCGACAAGGUCGCCGAUCUGGAUGUUCCCAUGGGCAUGUUGUAUAUGCUGGAGCCCAAGCCUUAUGGUGUCGAAUUCAAGGCUUACCAAUACAACCCUGAGACUGAUUGGUUCGACUACAUUCCCAAUUACGAGCUGCACCAAGUGGGUGCGCAUUAA